CUUUGACGUAUAUCGAAUAGAAGACAUGAUGGUUGCCGACAAGUUCGCCGAAUAGCUCGGUUACUGGGCUUAAAAGGGCCGAAGGUUUGGAUGACGUCUUGUUGACAAUAUAUAACCCUGGAGUCACCACUGAGGCACUCCUCGAGCGUCUUCAAGAGAGCAUACCAGCUGCAUGAUGAUUCUGCCACGACGCGAUGUUGAAUUCACUGUCUGCGACGGUACAAUCCUUCGAGGAUGGCACUACCCAACACAAGAGAAGAGCCCAUGCAUCAUAAUGUCCCAUGGGCUUGCUGGAAUCCGCCAUUGGUUCCUCCCACGCUUCGCCUCACGCUUCCAAGAGUCCGGUUUUGCCGUCCUUCUAUACGACAACCGAAACUGGGGCGACAGCGACGGCACACCUCGACAAGAAUCCAACCCAGCCGUCCAGCAACUGGACUACCACGACGCCUUCAACUACGCCAUCACCAUCCCCGGCGUCGACUCGGAUAGGAUGGUCUACUGGGGCACCAGCUUCUCCGGCGGAAACGUCAUACACGCUGCAGCCAUCGACAAACGCAUCAAAGCAGCCAUCGCGCAAGCACCCUCCGUCUCCGGCGAAACCCGCUCUCUAGCAUUCAAGGACCGCAUCCCGGGACUAUUCAACGACCGCGCGGGCAUCGCAGCAGGCGGCCAGCGAGGCCGGGUACCCUGCAUCACAUCUACAGCUGAAGAAGCGCAAACAGGCACAGCACCCGUGCUCUUCCCCGAUCUGCACGCGUACGAAUCCUACAGCCAGAUCCCUGACUGCGGCGGGAAAUGGGAGAACCAUGUGACGGAGCAGACGCAGCUGCAUAUGCUACGGUUUGAGCCACAGGCGUAUAUGCAUCGGAUUGCGCCUACGCCGUUCCUCAUGGUGAUCCCGGGGGAUGAUGUCACGGUAAAGACAUCUUCACAGGUGGAAGCGUUUGGGAAGGCAAGGGAGCCAAAGCAGAUGCUGUUUUUGGAGGAGGCGGGGCAUUUUGAUAUCUACCAGGGGGAGUGGUUUGAGCGGAAUAUUGGAGUUCAGGUUGAGUUUCUUAGGAGAUAUAUUUAAUGGAAUGAUU
Messenger RNA from Aspergillus glaucus CBS 516.65, 1082 nucleotides. RefSeq names its product alpha/beta hydrolase. The record is from RefSeq and is a predicted model, not a curated record. The coding region runs from base 173 to 1072 and encodes 299 amino acids. The transcript has 2 exons. Lineage: Eukaryota; Fungi; Ascomycota; Eurotiomycetes; Eurotiales; Aspergillaceae.